AUGGACUCACUGCCGCCCGAGCUCCUCCACGAAAUCCUCGCCAACCUGCCGCCCACCUCGCGCAAAAACGCCCGCCUCGCCUCCCGGCGCUUCAACGCCGUCCUCGCCCGCCAGCCCGCCAUGUUCCGCACCCUCGCCUCCUUCAUCGACCCGGCCGUCGCGCUCGCGACCCUCGACGCCGCGGCGUCCGACCUCACGCGCCGGCCCCGCUCCAUCUGGUCCCCGCGGUGCUGCGUCCCCGCCGACCUGCCCGUGCCCAGGAGCUUCCUGCUCGCCGUGUACCUUGCCGUCAGCGGCCGGCCGUGGGAGCAGCAGCGGACGCACUCACUGGCCGGCUCGUCGCCGCAGUUGACCGGCGGGGCUUGGGAAGACUCAGAGAGCAGUGAAGGAGAGUCCGUCUAUGGCUCUGAAGGGAGCGUGACGGACGGCGAGGAGUGCGAGAUGAGCGCGUGCAACUUGGGCAAGAUCCUGGGCCGCGAGGACAUCACGCCGGAUGCGCUGCGGCAGGCCUUGUUUCGCUAUGCGCUCUACCUGAGCUACAACUACGACGGGGCAGGCGAGGCGCCCCAGCUCUGGGUGUGUGAUGCGAAGCUCUGGGAAGGCAGGGCAUAA
Molecule: messenger RNA, 612 nt
Organism: Purpureocillium lilacinum
Lineage: Eukaryota; Fungi; Ascomycota; Sordariomycetes; Hypocreales; Ophiocordycipitaceae
Molecular function (GO): protein binding
Source: RefSeq, a predicted model, not a curated record